UGAGCCCCAGCUCAUAGAUAACAAUGUAAAUCUUAAAGAGAUGGUAACUGACUCGGACCUCAUAAAGCAAGAGGCGUUCACCUUAGACCAAAUCAAAGAGAGCCAGGCUGUUCCUGCUGACUACAAAGAUCUGAACGGUUUGAACCAUGGCCAUUUGUGCCCCAGUGGCCAUCAGGAUGGUAUAGACAGCAAGACAGCUACCUUCACCCUCACCAACAUAGUGCCCCAGGGCAGCAGUCUCAAUGGUGGCCAGUGGAAUGUGUACGAGUCUACAACAAUGCCCAAAAUGAGCAAGAGCUGUACAAACACCUACGUGAUCACGGGUGCUGUGCCUGGGAACACGGACAUCAGCAAUGGGACUGUUAAUGUACCCAGCUACAUUUGGUCAGCUGCCUGCUGUGAGGUGAGCAAAAAGAAAAAGAAGGCUUGGGGAGCCAUCGCAGAGAAUCACGAGAACAAGGUGGAGGUCCUCAGCCUGGGGAAGCUGGAGAAGAGGUUGACUGAGCUCUACAGGGGAACGGUUACUCUCUUCAACAAUGCCUGUCCCCGGAAAUAAGCCUCACACCCUUAAUGGAAUUCGCUUGGUGGCUUUCCCACAUGUCAUAGAACCAUAGAAUCACAGAAAGGGUUAGUUUUGAUGGGACACUAAAGCCUUAAAAGUCAUCUCAUUCUGUCCUGCUUGCCAUGGGCAGGGAAACCUUCCACUACACCAGGUUGUUCCAGGUCCUCCCCAGCCUGGCCUGGAAUGCUUCCAGGGAUGGGGCAGUCAAAACAGCUCUGGGUAACUUUUACUCAUACCACAGCUGGCUCACAGUAAUUUACUUCUUUAUAUUAUCGCAUCUAUCCCUGCCCUCCAUCAGGGUGAAACCAUUCCCUCUUGUCCUGUCAUUCCAAACCCUUGUCCAAAGACCCUCUCCAAGCCUCUUAUAGAUCCAAACCAGAACAAUUCAAUGAUUCUGUGAUCCUGGGCCAGGCUUUGCUUUGCUUGCUUUUGAAACUGCACCUUGAGAGCAGCAGCUGUUGUAUCAGACAGGCAGGCUUUGGCAUCAGAUACACAGAAAGCUUUGAGCAGCCAGAGCUGAAUUCCUGUGAUGCACUCCUUGGACACCUUCCCUCUCUGCCCUGCUUCUGAAGCUUUUCUGCAGAUUGAUGGGAAACUGAUAUGGGCAAAUGUAUUCAAUGAUUGUCAAAGAUCAAUGUGUGCCACACCAUGGAGUUUG
Motacilla alba alba is the source of this 1220-nucleotide messenger RNA. Its product is annotated as endonuclease domain-containing 1 protein-like. The transcript is spliced from 2 exons. The record is from RefSeq and is a predicted model, not a curated record. Lineage: Eukaryota; Metazoa; Chordata; Aves; Passeriformes; Motacillidae. Bases 41 to 556 code for a protein of 171 amino acids. Gene Ontology annotation, molecular function: nucleic acid binding; metal ion binding; hydrolase activity.